GGCACAGAUAACUGUUAGAGAAGGGCGAAGCUGCGAAGUGAAUCGAGAAGCAAAACUGAAUCCGUGCCCAAGCCAAAUCGCAGAGCAUUAAGUACCGGAAGUGGAAGUAGUGAUCCAUGGAUUCGUCGAAAGCUCGGAGAGGGACAGCGAGCGAAGUGGAGCAGUUGAUGGUUCAGGAUCAGGUGUUUGGAAUCUACGACAUCUUCGCCAAUAUUCACCAACAGGCCAAAACGUUACUGCUUGAAAUUCAGCGUGAUAACCACUCCGAGUUCUUAACAAAAGGUCUCAGGAAACUCUCUCCAUCUUUCUGCGUGUUGGAUGCUAAUCGACCUUGGCUUUGUUACUGGAUCCUGCACUCAAUUGCUUUACUGGGGGAUUCUGUUGACGAUCAACUGGAAAAUAAUGCCGUUGACUUUCUUAACCGUUGUCAGGACUCAAACGGUGGAUAUGGUGGUGGACCUGGACAGAUGCCUCAUCUUGCAACAACUUAUGCUGCUGUCAAUACACUGGUUACUCUGGGUGGUCAAAAAGCCCUAUCGUCAAUUAAUAGGUGGUUGCUCCUUUGGCCUAAUUUACUUGUUAUUAUGCUAACAGUGUUUCUGCAUUUUGGAAGUGAUUUGACAAUAGUGUUUUGGGUUAAUUUCAGAUGUAAAUUAUAUACAUUCUUGCGGCGAAUGAAAGACCCUAGUGGGGCCUUCAGAAUGCAUGAUGCGGGGGAAAUUGACGUCCGUGCUUGCUAUACAGCUGUUUCGGUGGCGAGUCUUCUGAACAUUUUGGAUGAUGAACUGAUUCAGAAUCUUGGAAACUAUAUCUUGAGCUGUCAGACUUAUGAAGGUGGCAUUUCUGGGGAACCUGGUUCUGAAGCCCAUGGUGGUUACACCUUUUGUGGCUUGGCUGCGAUGAUUCUGAUCAAUGAAGUGCAUUGUUUGGACUUGUCCCGUUUAAUUGAUUGGGUGGUAUUUCGACAAGGAGUUGAAGGUGGAUUUCAGGGGAGAACAAAUAAAUUGGUUGAUGGUUGCUAUUCCUUCUGGCAGGGAGGUGUAUUUGCGUUAUUACGAAAGUAUUGUUCAAUUGGCAACAAUCACCUUGUGCCGCAAGAUACUGGAGGAGACUGCUCUACAGAUAGCCCUUACAGUACCACAGGAUCUGAUAUUUCCGAAGGGGAAGAAGGUUUAGAUGGAAUUUCAUCUCAGACUGAUGAUACUAGCCAUUUUAAACACGAAGAUCCGGAGAAUGCUUCCUGUUCUGUGAAUCCUAGCAAUAUUAGUCACAGUUAUACUUAUAUUGAGAAGCAUACAGGGAUAGAACCUCUUUUUCACAGUUUGGCAUUGCAACAGUUCCUACUUCUAUGUUCCCAGGAUCAGGAGGGAGGAUUCAGAGAUAAGCCUGGGAAGCAUAGAGACUAUUAUCACACAUGUUACUGUCUAAGUGGCCUCUCAGUGAGUCAACACAGCUGGAAUGAGAAUGAGCAUUCUCCCCCCUCAGCGAGGGUGGUUAUGGGACCUUAUUCGAAUCUCUUGGAACCCAUCCAUCCUCUCCAUAACGUUGUCAUAUAUCGAUAUCACGAAGCGAAAGAUUUUUUUUCGCAAUGACAUUUAGUCAUUUCAAAGUAGUAGUUGUGGUUGUACAAUGCUUUUUAAGAACAUCCACUCCAUGUCUAUUUAGACCGUAGCACAUGAAAAUGGGGUGUAAAUUCCUGUAAUUUAUGUACUCUUUGUACUAUUCAAUCUAUUAAAUGAGAUUUCUUUGUACUAUUCAA
Molecule: messenger RNA, 1759 nt
Organism: Tripterygium wilfordii
Lineage: Eukaryota; Viridiplantae; Streptophyta; Magnoliopsida; Celastrales; Celastraceae
Product: protein farnesyltransferase subunit beta-like
Exons: 13
Coding region: 117-1592 (491 amino acids)
Biological process (GO): protein farnesylation
Cellular component (GO): protein farnesyltransferase complex
Molecular function (GO): protein farnesyltransferase activity
Source: RefSeq, a predicted model, not a curated record